AUGAGUCAGAUUAAUGCACGAGUUGCGAUAACCGAGGAUCCGUUGGGGGUGCUGCGCUCAUGGAAUGACACUGUCCACUUCUGCAAGUGGUAUGGUGUUGCAUGUAGUCUCCGGCACCAACGAGUCACUGGGUUGGACCUUCAAUCCAAGAACCUCUCAGGGUCCAUCUCUCCACACAUUGGAAACUUGAGUUUCCUUAGGGAAUUGAAUCUCAGGAACAAUAAUUUUAGUGGUGAAAUCCCUACACAAGCAGGGCAGUUAGGCAGGCUACUUAUCUUUUUUGUUGAUAAUAAUUCUUUGGCGGGUGAAAUCCCGAAGAAUCUGUCGAGUUGCUCCAGCCUUACUUUCCUUGGGUUGGGGGGCAACCAACUUGCUGGACGAAUUCCCAUCGAGCUCGGUGUGCUGUCGAAGCUUCGGCUCCUCCAGGUAAGUUUAAACAAUCUAAUGGGAAAUAUUCCAGCAUCCUUUGGGAACUUGUCUUCGUUAGAAAAACUCUAUCUUCCUCUCAACAACUUAAGGGGAAGUAUUCCCGAAGCUCUAGGAGAUUUGAUCAGAAUAAGAAAGAUUUCUUUGGGAGGAAACUGGCUGUCCGGUUCAAUUCCUUGUGCAAUCCUGAAUUGCACAUCCCUGGCGGAGUUGGACGUGACGGUAAAUCAACUGCAAGGAAGUCUCCCAGCAGACAUAGGCUUCACACUUCCCAACCUCGAAAUUUUCAGGAUAUCCUUUAACCAGUUCACCGGACCAAUUCCUCCCUCGAUAUCUAAUGCCACAAAUCUAGUAGAUCUCCAAAUUUCGAUAAACAAUCUUUCAGGGGGCGUGCCUUCUUUGGAAAAUCUGCACAAGCUUCAGAGGUUUUUAGUUUCCGCCAAUCAUCUUGGAAGUGGAGGACCCCACGACCUAAGCUUCCUUUGCUCUUUGGGAAAUGCCACUGGGUUGAAAUGGUUGAGGAUAGACGACAACAGUUUCGGUGGGAUUAUGCCCGAUUGCCUCAGUAAUUUUUCGACGACCCUCACUAAGUUGAAUAGAGGCGGGAAUCCUACUUUUGGGGAGAUGCCUAGAGAGAUUGGAAACCUGGUGAAUUUGGGAAGCCUAUAUAUGCAUUCCAACGGGCUUUCGGGUGGCGUCCCCUCCAAUAUAGGGAACCUUCGAAAUCUAGUUGAGCUGAGCUUGGACAAUAACAAACUUUCUGGGGAUAACUUCUUUCACGAUUCCAUUCCCCAAUCUAUUAGUUCAUUAAGAAGCAUCGAGGAACUAGAUCUUUCGCAUAACAACUUAUCGGGUGAAAUUCCUAAAUUCUUGGAGGCGUUCAACUUCCUGAGAAUUUUGAAUUUGUCUUAUAACGAUUUUGAAGGGAUGCUACCAAUCAAAGGAAUCUUUAAGAACACGAACGCCACUUCUGUGAUCAAAAAUGACAAGCUCUAUGGAGGAAUGCCCAAAUUUCAGCUCCCUAAAUGUCGUUUUGGUGCUUCCCAAACAAAGAAGUUUGUCCGUAAAUUGCAACUCCCCAUCUUUAUUUUUCUUGGGUUUCUUGGUGUAGCUCUUGUUCUAGCUUCUCUGUAUCUUUAUCGGCUGAAAAGGAAGAGGAAGGAAUCAGUUUCCACUUCAAGUUUGAAUGUGUCUUAUAGAACAAUUGUGCAAGCGACAAACAAUUUCUCUUUAGAAAAAUCGAUUGGUGUUGGUGGUUUUGGAUUUGUUUACAAGGGGAUACUUCAUGAGAAUGGGAACAUAGUUGCCAUAAAGGUGCUGAAUUUACUGCACUGCGGCGCUUUGAAGAGCUUCAUAGACGAGUCCGAGGCUUUUAGGAACAUCAGACACCGCAAUCUUUUGAAGGUACUCACGGUAUGCUCAGGUAUUGAUUAUCGGGGUAAUGAUUUUAAGGCUUUAGUUUAUGAAUACAUGGUCAAUGAAAGCCUAGAAGAUUGGCUGCACAGGCAAGAUGAGGGAAACGGCUAUACGAAAAAAUUGAAUUUUGUUCAGAGGAUAAAUGUUGCUAUUGAUGUUGCUUCUGCGUUAGAUUAUCUUCAUCACCAAUGCCAAAGACCCAUGGUUCAUUGUGAUCUAAAGCCUUAAAAUGUCCUCUUGGAUGCUGAGAUAGUUGGACAUGUUGGCGACUUUGGUUUAGCAAAAUUUCUCCUCAAUACCUCCUCUAAUGCUUCAGCCAAUCAGAUGAGUUCUGCUGGUGUAAGAGGAACAGUUGGUUAUGCUGCUCCUGAGUAUGCAAUGGGAAGAGAUGUUUCAAGAGAAGGAGAUGUCUAUAGUUAUGGCGUCCUCCUACUAGAGAUGUUCAUAGGAUUGAGCCCAACAAACGAGAUGUUCAAGGACAACUAUAGUAUUCGCAAUUUUGUUGCAGAAACUGUGCCUGGACGAGUCUUGGAGAUUACUGAUGACAUUCUUCUGCAAGAAAGAGAGGGCUGUAUGAGCCCCGGUGGUCCUCUGUAUGGGCAUUGCGAGACAAAAGACAUAAUUCAAGAGAGUUUGGCGAUAUUAUAUGAAAUUGGACUUGCUUGCUCCGUUGUGGCGCCUAGAGAACGGGUGAGUAUCACCGAAGUUGCAGUUCAGCUGCGUUUGAUCAGGAACAAACUCUACGCAUCUGGUUUGCAUGGAUAA
Molecule: messenger RNA, 2607 nt
Organism: Eucalyptus grandis
Lineage: Eukaryota; Viridiplantae; Streptophyta; Magnoliopsida; Myrtales; Myrtaceae
Product: LRR receptor-like serine/threonine-protein kinase EFR
Exons: 4
Biological process (GO): protein phosphorylation
Molecular function (GO): protein binding; ATP binding; protein kinase activity
Source: RefSeq, a predicted model, not a curated record